AUGGACCAAGAUUGGAGACGAAUUGAUAUUGAUGCCUUUGAUCCAGAAAGUGGUAGAUUGACCGAAAAGGAUCUAAUACCCCCAUACCCAAACAAUGUCACUUUACAAGAUAUAGAACCAACUAUCAAUCAAUUGCGUAACUUAGCAAGUAGUGGCGAUAGCAUUUCAGCUAUAAAACUAGCUACUAGUGAUCCACCUUACAGUGGUGAUGAAAACGUUAAAUAUCAAUAUUUUCUAGCUGUCAUGACCGCUUUGUCCCAAGUCAAGCAAUCUGACAUUACCAAUAUUAUCAAACAAUUGUCUCCAAAACAACAAGAUGUUUUAAUCAAAUAUCUAUAUAAGGGUAUGGCUGUUAAGGAAACCCAAAAACAGGGUGGUGUCCUAUUAGCUUGGUUUGAAAAAUUGACUCAAGUUGCCGGUAUUAAUCCAGUUGUACAUUAUAUAAAUGAUAGAAAAACUGUCUAG
Molecule: messenger RNA, 465 nt
Organism: Henningerozyma blattae CBS 6284
Lineage: Eukaryota; Fungi; Ascomycota; Saccharomycetes; Saccharomycetales; Saccharomycetaceae
Gene: ARC15
Product: Arc15p
Exons: 1
Coding region: 1-465 (154 amino acids)
Biological process (GO): regulation of actin filament polymerization; Arp2/3 complex-mediated actin nucleation
Cellular component (GO): cytoplasm; Arp2/3 protein complex; actin cytoskeleton
Molecular function (GO): actin filament binding
Source: RefSeq, a predicted model, not a curated record